CGAAUUUUGGUGGCUUAGUAAACGGACGUGCGCGGGGGAGGAGCUGUUACGUAAUCAAUCAAGGAGUAUUAUAUAUACAUACAUUAUACAUUAAAUACAGUUGACUGACGAGUAAUUUGGCCUCAUCAUCAGUUUAAAAUGUUAGUUGAGUAAAGUAGGCAAGCUAUGGUUCAGUGAACUAGUUAAAGUUUUUGGGGGUACUUAGCCUACAACUAUGCUAAAUAGUGCCCUUAUCGCAUUUUGCAAGAUGGAUGAAUAGCCUGCUUAACUUAAUGGUUGAAUUGAAAUGUUUGUCGAAAUUUUUUUUUAAUCUUUGUUCCUGGUUUCAAUAACCUGACGUUUUUAUAACUCAACAUUCUCCUCUCGCUCCCCCCUCUAGCUUCACUCACCGUCACGUGAUCUGCCCCAGCAGACUGUCAGCGGAGCAGCUUCCCACUGUGCUUUGCGCUGCGAACAUCAAAGAUGGCGUUGCUUGAAGCAGCGGUCUCCGACGUGACAGCGUUUGUCACCUGUAAAGCGAUGCGGUAGGGAGAACGACAUAAUUUACUUAUAUCGCUGACAACGUCUUACUGCAACCGAUUUGGAUUACACCAACCCGUCCUAACAAAAAAUAAAAAUAAAAUGCCGUCUCCGAAAGCAAAAAAUGCCGGUCGAAGUGGUGGAAGCCCUUUGAGUAGUACUAAUGGGCGCUACGAAUUCAUGUCGCUAAACCGAACACCUCCGCCUAACCUCCUUCCGCGUCAGGGCUCAGACCCAGCCACAGCUCGUCUCCGGGCGUCGGAAAGCCCUACCCGGCGCCGUGGCUCCGGUUCUUCAACAUCUUCAACCGGAGCUCAAGUUAUGCCCGAAGAGGACUGUAUGCGGCUCAAUCCGUCUUUCGUUGGGAUUGCUCUGAGCUCCCUUCUAGCUAUUGACCUGUGGCUCUCGAAGCGUCUGGGAGUGUGUGCUUGCGAGGAAUCGUCGUGGGGCAGUGUUCGUCCGUUGAUGAAACUGAUAGAGAUCUCGGGACACGGUAUUCCUUGGCUGAUUGGGACCGGAUACUGCCUCUACAAAAGCGACAGUCCCGCUGGGCAAGAAGUGAUGCUCAACCUGCUCAUGGCCCUGCUGCUGGAUUUGGUCCUUGUGGGCGUGGUCAAGGCUGUGGUCCGUCGCCGACGCCCCUCCCACAACCGCAUGGACAUGUUCGCCACCUUCUCCGUGGACCGCUACUCCUUCCCCUCGGGCCACGCCACACGUGCAGCCAUGUGCGGGCGCUUCGUGCUGGCCCACCUGGUCCUGGCCGCCCCUCUGCGGGUCCUGGUGGUGCUGUGGGCAGGCCUGGUGGGCUUCAGCCGGGUGCUGCUCGGGCGCCAUAACGUCACCGACGUGCUGUUUGGGUUCAUCAUGGGCUACGGGCAGUACAACCUGGUUGAGCUGCUCUGGGUGUCUCCGCUCGGCCUGCAAGGGCUUCUGGGAGGGAGGGGCCUGGAGGAUGGCGUUGAGGCCAGCCCCUAGCUGUCGUUGGACAGCGUCCUGUCACUCGCCGCUGUUUGCUGAAGAGGAAGGCCGCUACCGACCAAUCAGAAAUCAAAGAUGCUCCCUCGGAGAACAGUGACUGAAGAUGAUAGGCCCGGAACCAUGAAACAUCACACCCUGCUACACAAACUCUCCUCUGAACGUCAUCGCCAUUGCAUUUAGAACCUAUAGAAGAUACAGUUGUGUGUGUGGGUAUGUGUGGGUAUGUGUGUGUGUGUGUGUGUGUGUGUGUGUGUGUGUGUGUGUGGGG
Molecule: messenger RNA, 1765 nt
Organism: Hypomesus transpacificus
Lineage: Eukaryota; Metazoa; Chordata; Actinopteri; Osmeriformes; Osmeridae
Gene: plpp6
Product: phospholipid phosphatase 6
Exons: 2
Coding region: 622-1494 (290 amino acids)
Molecular function (GO): sphingosine-1-phosphate phosphatase activity
Source: RefSeq, a predicted model, not a curated record